UUUUUUAAGAAGGUGAAAGAAGCUACAUACACAAGGCUUUGCAGCACCAAGAAAAUCUUGACAGUAAACGGAAAAUUUCCUGGACCAGUUUUACAGGCUCACAAAGGUGAUACGAUCUACGUCAAUGUCCAUAACAAAGGCAGCCACAACAUCACCAUUCACUGGCAUGGAGUGAAGCAACCCAGGAAUCCAUGGUCAGAUGGUCCUGAAUACAUCACGCAAUGUCCAAUUCAACCUGGGGACCAAUUCAAGCAAACGAUUAUAUUUUCUAAUGAGGAAGGAACGAUCUGGUGGCACGCACACAAUGACUGGGCUCGAGCCACAGUUCAUGGCGCAAUCUUUGUGUAUCCAAAACGUGGAGCUGGCUAUCCUUUUCCCAAGCCUCAUGAACAAGUGCAAAUAAUAUUAGGUCAGUGGUGGAGGAGAGAUGUAAGGGAGGUAUUGGAGGAAUUCAUUAGAACUGGAGGACCUCCGAAUGUUUCCGAUGCUCACACGAUCAAUGGUCAGCCAGGAGACCUCUAUCCUUGCUCAAAAUCCGAGACAUUCAAGCUCCUUGUGGAUCAAAACAAGACCUAUCUACUACGUAUAGUAAACGCCGCAAUGAACACCAUUUUCUUCUACUCAAUUGCAAACCAUAACCUCACAGUGGUGGGAGUUGAUGGAAGCUACACAAAGCCAGUGACAACAGAUUACAUGACAAUUUCACCCGGACAAACCGUAGAUGCCGUGUUAAUCACCAACCAGCAAGUUGGUCAAUAUUACAUGGCUGCUAGGGCGUACUCAAGCACUCUUCUUAUUCCCUUCGACAACACCACAACCACAGCAAUAGUAGAAUAUAAAAAAAUUGGGAAUAAUUUUACUCCAUUUUCUUCAACACCUCCAUUGCCUCACCUUCCUUAUUAUAAUGACACAAAUGCAGCUUUCACUUUCUAUGAUAGCCUUAAAAGCCUAGCUAAUGAACACCACCCAAUUGACGUCCCAAUAAAGAUCACCAAUAGAUUAGUCUUCGCAGUUUCAAUCAACACAUUCCCAUGCUCAAACAAUUCAUGUGCAGAAUCAAACGGGACCCGCCUCGCUGCUAGCAUGAACAAUAUAAGCUUCGUAAGCCCUAAAACAAUAGACAUUCUAGAAGCCUAUUAUUACCAUAUUCAUGGGAUAUAUAAAAAGGGUUUCCCAGAUUUUCCACCUCUGGUAUUUAAUUUUACAGGGGAAAAUCUACCCCUCUUUUUACGAGUUCCAAAGAGAGGGACAAAGGUAAGGGUUUUCAAAUAUGGGUCAAUUGUGGAACUUGUUUUUCAAGGGACAAACUUGGGUGCACCAAUAGAUCAUCCAAUACAUUUGCAUGGGUUUAGCUUCUACAUUGUUGGAUGGGGGUUUGGGAAUUUUGACAAAGAUAAGGACCCAUUAAACUAUAAUCUCAUUGAUCCUCCUCUUAGGAACACUGUCGCUGUGCCCAUAAGUGGCUGGGCCGCCAUUAGAUUCCAUGCCAACAAUCCGGGAGUAUGGUUUUUGCACUGCCAUUUGGAGCAUCACCUAACUUGGGGAAUGAACACAGUUUUCAUUGUAAAGGACGGAAAAAACAAGAAGGAAAGGUUGCUGCCUCCGCCACCAAGAAUGCCACCCUGUUAAUUAGGACUUUGUCCAAAAUUGGCUUCGCCAUUGCCCUUUUAAAAAAAUUAAAAAAAUAAAAAUAAAGAAUUGGAUAUCAUAGCAUUUCCUACAAAUAGUUUUUAUUGUAAUGGAAGAAAAUCGAUUAGUUACGAAAUAAAUUGUUUAAUGAUUAUGAAUAACCGAACUACAAUAAAAUUGUGUAA
Prunus persica (peach) is the source of this 1814-nucleotide messenger RNA. Its product is annotated as laccase-15. Gene Ontology annotation, molecular function: copper ion binding; hydroquinone:oxygen oxidoreductase activity. The transcript is spliced from 5 exons. The annotation marks the transcript as partial. NCBI's taxonomy places the organism in Eukaryota, Viridiplantae, Streptophyta, Magnoliopsida, Rosales, Rosaceae. Gene Ontology annotation, cellular component: apoplast. Gene Ontology annotation, biological process: lignin catabolic process. The record is from RefSeq and is a predicted model, not a curated record.